This is a messenger RNA of Linum tenue, 2224 nucleotides long. NCBI's taxonomy places the organism in Eukaryota, Viridiplantae, Streptophyta, Magnoliopsida, Malpighiales, Linaceae. The record is from the annotation of a GenBank genome assembly.
CCAGCUGAUUUUGGCGGUCUUUUGCACCCCAAAACGCCGCGUCUCGAGAUCCAGUUCGACGGCCAAAUUGAAUCGGAAAAAACCCUCUCCGCCUGUUUUUUUUUUCUUUCUUUCACCCGACUAAGGCUCUUCUCCAACGCGGGCUACCGGUGAAACACCGAGAAGCCAGUUGACAGUGGCGGCGACGACGACGACGAACAGCUGCCGAUCUCCUCUCUCUCGGUCGCGCGUGCUGGACACAGGCGGCGCUGAAGUUCUUCGGACAUCUGAAAGGUCGAGUCGAGUCUUUUGGAAAAGCCUGGGCUGGGUUCAAUUUUCUUUCUUCGUUGGGUGAAAAAUUAGGACAUUGCCAGAUUAGGGUUUGCUUGCUUUGAAAUUAUAAGGGAUUCCGCAUUCGUCCAUCUUCAUUCGUCCUUCUUCUGUUCAGUUCUAGUGACUUAGCUGGAAAUGGGUCGCCAUUCGUCCGAUCAUUCGAUAUCCCCAGACAGAGACCGAGGUCGGAGGAGCUCCCCGCCUGCAGAAAGGGCAGCAGCACGACACAGAAGUUCCCGCAGAGAUGUUUCGCCUUCACCAGUAGCCCGGCAGAAGAAGAACUCACAUCGGGAUGCAUCUCCAUCGCCGAAAGAGAAAAGACGUGUCCAUACUAAAUCCCCUAAUGGUGAAAGGUCUGCUUCUCUUUCCCCACGUUCUAAGAGAUUAAGGCGAGCACAAGCGGAGAGAGAGGCUGAUAAACUGGGAGAUGGUAGAGACCAUGGAAGGAAUCGUGGCAGGGAAAUGGAUAGGGGUACCCGUAAGGACAGAGAGGGUUCGGAUGUGCCCGAAAGAGAACGUGAAAGAACUCGUGGCAAAGGAGGUGCACAUCGGGAAAGGGAAGCUCACAAGGUGAUUGACACGGAAAAUGACAAAGACCAUGGGACUGGAGGUGAUAAGGCUGCCUAUAAAGGCAGAGGUACAGAAGAUAGGGAAAAUCGGGGCGAGAGGAAGGAGAGGAAGCACGGUCGAGAUGAGAUGGACCGAAAAUCGUCUAGAGAUAGACAUGAGCGUUCACUUUCUCCAUCUGAUCGGCACCACAAGAGAAGAUAUGGAUCUCAGUCACCUCAAAGAGCUGCUCAGAAGAGAGAACGGGACGAGGUCAUUAACUAUGGAGGAGCGGACGGAAGGAAUAGCGAGGAUGAUUCUGUAGCUAAGAUGAAGGCGGCUGAAGAGGCCUUGGAAGCGAGCCAGAAACAAAAACCAUCAUUUGAGCUGUCUGGGAAACUCGCUGCAGAAACUAAUAGGGUUCGAGGUGUCACUCUACUGUUCAAUGAGCCUCCAGAGGCUCGAAAACCCAAUAUAAGAUGGAGGCUUUAUGUUUUUAAGGGUGGCGAAGCGCUGAAUGAACCUCUCUAUAUACACAGGCAAAGUUGUUAUCUUUUUGGUAGAGAGAGGAGGGUGGCAGAUGUCCCUACGGACCACCCAUCCUGCAGCAAGCAACAUGCUGUUAUUCAAUUCCGGCAAGUAGAAAAGGAACAAUCUGAUGGUACUUUAUCUAAGAAAGUAAGCCCUUACCUGAUGGAUCUUGGAAGCACUAACAAGACUUUCAUCAAUGAUAAACCCAUUGAGCCCGAGCGUUACUACGAACUUUUCGAAAAAGACACAAUCAAGUUUGGUAAUAGUAGCCGAGAAUACGUGUUAUUGCACGAGAACUCAUCAGAGGUAUCACCAAGUCCUUGAGGACCUAUCUUUUUUAUUAUCAGCAAGCAACGAGGUGUAUUUUGCGGAUUGUUCUUCUGGCAAUCGAGGAGGAACUACUCUUAAAAUUGUAAAUCCUUUGAGGACGUUGAGAUCUGGUGUCGGAUGUUCACGAUCUUGCAAGAAUCUACAAGCAUUGUAAUAGAUUUCAGUACCAUGCUUGCAAGUAGAUAUUUAGAACUUAGAAGUGGUUUGGUGCAAUUCUAGAUACUCUUUUUGCGGGAAAGCCUCAUAUUUGGUAUUUGCAGAUCAAGUCUUCUAGGACAGUGGCGUGAGUGAAUUGUGGAACGAGGAUUCGAGCUCGUUUUGUUACAAGUGGAACUGAUUAGUGCAAAAUUUGGUUGAUAAGUUUGAUCUAUAUUUUGGCCUUGCAGACGAGGAAACCGUUGACGGUUUAUGUUGAUGUUAUUUGUUAGAACUCGGAUGAUGCAAAUCCUUUAGAGAAACGGAAUUACUCGACCUCGACUCUAGUCGCUUUACCCUUCAUCAAGAA